CUAUAGAUAUUUAAGCGGAGUUUGGGACUUAAUUGUCACAAAAAUAAAAUGUUACAAUGUUAUACAUUUAAUAAAUGUUAUUUUAAAAUGUUGCAAUUCCACCUGCAAGACACGACGUGGGGUGUAGCUAAGUUUUAAAGCCAGACAGGCAGCUGCGCACGUGCUAGGUAAGUGGCACCCUCCAGACAGGUCUCGCGACACGUGCCACUCCGUAAUGAUACUAUAAAAACAAACAAAACCACGUGCGCGACUCGGUGACCUUUAAAAGACCCCGGGCAAGCAAGACCCGCCGAGGGUCACCGCCAAGUUACCCCAGCCAAGCUCAAUGAGACAGCUGUGCGAUGCUCCAGACAGGACUCACACUCCAUGUCUGGAUUAUUAAAAUGGAUACAUUAUGAUGUCCCUAUAUAUACUCGCCUGGAGUCAUGGUGUUACAGACCUGAUUUCUUGACUUCAUCAUGAACACCAUGCAGUCCAACCGUGAUGCUGAGAAGACCGCCAUCCCUUCACCUGACGGGUGCUUCCUAAUGUGGCACGAUUAUAUGGAUCUGCACAAAACGCUGUCGGAUCUGUUCAACCGAAAGGACACCGGGCAGACCUGCGCAGAUGAUGAAGGCUUGAAAAACCUCCGUCCCCGGAGGCUGGACAGCGGCUCUGUCGGUAACAUCAGCAGCAGCGCCAGCAGCAGCAGCGCAUCCUCGUACCGUGAUCAGCGCGACAAAUGCGGCUUUUGCAAACACAACGGCGAGGCUGUGGAGGUCUACACGAGCCACAGACUUAAAUCCAAAGACGGAAAGAUCGUAUGCCCGGUUUUAAGAACCUACGUGUGUCCGGUCUGCUCAGCCACCGGUGAUUGGGCGCACACGCGCCAGCAUUGCCCUUUCAGAAGCGCAUCUCUUCAUCCUCAUAUUAAUGGACUCUAAUGUACUCACAGGUUAAAAAUCUAAGUUUGUGUUAGUAUGUUUGUUUGUAUACUAUGUUGGAUUUGUUGCAUACAUGUGUAUACAUAUUGUUCUCAUUGUUGAAAAGUUCAAAGUGUUCUUGUAAAAAUAAAUAUAUUUUUCUAUUGCA
Molecule: messenger RNA, 1071 nt
Organism: Misgurnus anguillicaudatus (oriental weatherfish)
Lineage: Eukaryota; Metazoa; Chordata; Actinopteri; Cypriniformes; Cobitidae
Gene: nanos2
Product: nanos homolog 2
Molecular function (GO): zinc ion binding; RNA binding
Source: RefSeq, a predicted model, not a curated record